AUGUCACAUACCCAGUAUGCUUUGCAUUGUACACAUACCGUAUGUGUACAAUGCAAAGUCACAACAACAACUUAUCCAAAUUUAUCAGUCGUCGUACGUUAUAAUCACACACAUUUACCAGAUGAAUCCUGCGCAAAAAUAUUGGAAAUUAGAAAAUUGUUAAAACGUAAAAGUACUGCAGAGGCAGGUCCAAUUGACUGUAUAGUUGAAGAAGCAUAUAAUAAUGCCAAUCGUCAAUCUUCAUCAACUGAUUUACUUACUAACUUUCCACUACUGCAUAUAAUGAAAAAUACAUUACAAAGACAUCGUCGGAAAAAUCGUCCACCAGUUCCACAUACAAUAGAACAAUUGCCAUUUCCAUUACCGGACACAUACUAUAAAACAACAAAUGGUGAAUCGUUUUUAUUAUAUGAUGGAUUACUUGCUGGCACUCGUUCACUCAUUUUCUCGUCAUACGGUGAUAUCGUUCAUCUAUCGCAACAAGAACAUUGA
This is a messenger RNA of Didymodactylos carnosus, 492 nucleotides long. The record is from the annotation of a GenBank genome assembly. Lineage: Eukaryota; Metazoa; Rotifera; Eurotatoria; Philodinida; Philodinidae.